Lagopus muta (rock ptarmigan) is the source of this 3053-nucleotide messenger RNA. RefSeq lists its product as uncharacterized. NCBI's taxonomy places the organism in Eukaryota, Metazoa, Chordata, Aves, Galliformes, Phasianidae. Bases 330 to 1217 code for a protein of 295 amino acids. The record is from RefSeq and is a predicted model, not a curated record. The transcript is spliced from 2 exons.
ACUUUGGGACCCAUAGAGACACAUUGGGACCCAUAGAGACACACUGGGACCCAUAGAGACACGUUGGGACCCAUAGAGACACAUUGGGACCCAUAGAGACACGUUGGGACCCAUAGAGACACAUUGGGACCCAUAGAGACACGUUGGGACCCAUAGAGACACGCUGGGACCCACAGACUCCCCCACCUCCCUGCAGCCUGUUCCAGCGCUCCUCCCCUCACUGCACAGCCGUUCCUUCGCACAUUGCUGCACAACUUCCUAUGCUGCAGUUUCCGGCUGUUUCCCCUCAUCCUGUCUCCACUCCCCACUGAAAAGAGUCCAUCCUCGCCAUGCUGCCCCCCACACCUCAGAUAUUGACAGACCUGGAUCAGCUCCCCUCUCAGCCUUCUUUUCUCCAUGCUGAACAGACCCAGCUCACUCAGCCUUUCUCCAUAGCAGAGAUGCUCCAGGCCCCUCACCAUCUUGCUGGCCCUCCGCUGGACUCUUCCCAAGAGCUCCCUGUCUGUUUUGUGCUGGGCAGCCCAGAACUGGACGCCGUGCUCCAGGUGAGGCCUCAGCAGGGCAGAGCAGAGGGGGAGGAUCGCCUCCCUCGCCCUGCUGGCCACGCUCUGUGCAAUGCAGCCCAGGAUGCCAUUGGCCCUCUUGGCCACAAGGGCACACUGCUGGCUCAUGGCAACCUGUCGUCCACCAGGACACCCAGGUCCCUCUCCGCAGAGCUCCCCUCCAGCACCUCAUCCCCCAUCCUGUACUGCUGCAUGCCAUUAUUCCUCCCCAGAUGCAAGACUCUACACUUGCUGUUGUUAAACCCCAUCUGGUUUCUUCCUGCCCAGCUCUCAGCCUGUCCAGCUCUCACUGAAUGGCAGCACGGCCUUCAGCCAAUCCUCCCAACUUCGUAUCAUCACAAACUUGCUGAGGGUGGCCAUUAUCCCCUCAUGAAGGUCACUGAUGAAGAUGUUGAACAAGACCGGACCCAGCACAGACCCCUGAGGAACACCGCUGCUUACAGGCCUCCAACCGGACUCUGCACCACCACCAACGACCCUCUGUGCUCUGCCACUCAGCCAGUUCUCAACCCACCUCACUGUCCACUCAUCCAUCCCACACUUCCUCAGCUUUGUUAUAAGGAUGUCGUGGGGGACAGUAUCAAAUGCCUUGCUGAAAUCAAGGUAGACUACAUCCACUGCUCUCACCCUGUCCACCCAGACUGCUCUUCCUGAGAAGAAAUUGCUCCUAACAUCCAACCUGAGAUUAUGAACUUUCCCUCCUCUUUCUCUGAGAGGUACCACGCGGAACUGCUGCUUUUUUUCCCAGCAAAUGACAAGAACUUUUCCCUGCCUCACGUAUCCAACGCCAUCAGGGGAAGCAACUUCACAUCACAUACUGGUAAGGCAUAGAAAAUGCCAGAGUUUGUCUUAAAAAGUGCAAAUAUCAAUGUGUGUUUGAGGAGAAAAUGAAAGCGCCUGCUUUGUCACCAGAACAAAGGAAGUUAAGGGAAGGUUAUUAACAUUUUCCUCUUUAGGACAAGGAAAAGAGACUGCAGGAUUUGCUGUGGGCACAAUGUGGAAAGGAGGAAAACAAAGUAUGAUGUUUGGUAUAGGAGAAAUAUGCAAGCUGGGAAAGUGAAAAAGAAACUGAAUGGUGGAUUUAGGAGAAGACGCUGUCAGGGACUGUGCAGGAUUCAAUUGAAAGGAACAGAAACAGUUGGGGAAAGGAACAGAACCCUAAAUGGCCCUUACUUCUAAUGGGAAACCAAAACCUUGUAACAAAACGGGAUGCACGCACGGCCAAGCUCAAAUGAAGGUCUUGGUGCACUGGCUGUACAAGCAGAUGUCGCUGGGAACACGAGUCAAAUAAUGGCUUUAAUUCAACUGCCCAGACUCAAACCAAAGAACCAACAUGAAUUACGAGCUGCGCUACAUAAAGGCUUUGCAAAAAGAGCGCGGAAAUGCAGGGGAUCUUCUGCACAGCCUGCAGAUUUAUGCCAAGAGGAUGAGGAGAGCAGAGGGGCACCAGAGGGGUGGGGGAAAUGCAAGGGCGUGCAGGGCUGGUUGUCAGAGCAGCAGGGAGGCACAGAGAGCAUGAGAAGAUCUUUGAGGUCCUUUCCAGCCUUAAUGAUUCUAUUCUAAGACAAAGACAAUGCAGAGAACUCGGCGAUGGGGGGAGGAGGGGGGGAAGAAAAAACAACCAGCAAAGGUAGAGUAUCUAUUUGGUUCAUUCUUUUAUCAAAGUACUUGGAAAAAGAGAUGGGAAUGCUGCACGUGAUCUUUUUGUAGGUUUUCGGGAGGGAAAAUAGGCAUGCAUGCAAUUUCCUACAGGGAGGAAAACAGGAAAAUGUGUGAAUGGGACGUGCAAGUAUAGAAGGUGUCACAUGAAUCACAGAAUUGUAGGGGUUGGAAGGGACCUUCAGAGCUCAUGGAGUCCAACCCCCCUGCCAAAGCAGGUUCCCUACAGCAGGUCGCACAGGUUGGCAUCCAGGCAGGUUUUGAACAUCUCCCAUGAAGCUAAAUGGAAGACGACCAAACUCUCCCAUUUUCUUUCCCAGGGAGAGCAAAUGCACAAGCAUGGCAGUAAAACACAUCAAAAUAAUGGGAGGAAGAGGAGCACAUGGAAAAGUAUGCCCAUAAUGCUAACAGUCAUCUGCAUUACUCUUAUCUCACCAGGGGAGACUAUGCUAUUCCCAUUGUAACAGACCAUGAACUUCAAACUGUGGAUAUGUUUAAGGCUUCUGAUUGUAUUCAACUCGUAACACUUCAGCAGUAAGGUUUUAACAAAGAAGAGCCAGGUUACAGGUUAAAAAAAUGUAUGAUAAUGAAGAGACUCAACGAAAACAAUUAAGGGAGACUGAGAAGAAAGAAUGCUGUAAUCAGGCAGCCAAAAAAGAGGAAAGAGAAGAAAAACGACGCUCCGUCUCUCAGCUAGCAGAGAUAGAGAGGCAGAAUAAGCCAAGCAGGAAAAGCACACUGGGUUGGGGAGCUGAGAGUGAAGCUGAAAUGACACAGUCAAGGCAGCUGUGCUCAGUGCCCUCUGCUCCUUUCCCCUGGCAGCACGGUUAG